Messenger RNA from Hevea brasiliensis (rubber tree), 2100 nucleotides. RefSeq names its product hexokinase-2. Gene Ontology annotation, cellular component: mitochondrion; cytosol. Gene Ontology annotation, biological process: glucose 6-phosphate metabolic process; intracellular glucose homeostasis; glycolytic process. The transcript is spliced from 9 exons. Bases 302 to 1786 code for a protein of 494 amino acids. NCBI's taxonomy places the organism in Eukaryota, Viridiplantae, Streptophyta, Magnoliopsida, Malpighiales, Euphorbiaceae. The record is from RefSeq and is a predicted model, not a curated record. Gene Ontology annotation, molecular function: D-glucose binding; glucokinase activity; ATP binding.
GUGAACCACACACUAUUUUCCCGUUGACGCUACCAAACAAACAAACAAAGGAUUAAGGAACCCAUAUAUUUGGAUCACACUCCCUAAAGAAAGCAAUGACAAAACCAAAACAAAAAAAAAAAAAGAUCCAACUUAAAUACGCUUGCCAAGAUUCAACUUUUCACUUUCACCAAUUCCUUACAUAGAUCUCUCUCUCAUCCUCCAAAUCUUCGUUUACUAAUCUAAUUAUCACAAACAACCUUCUUUCUGCAAAGAUCUCUGGGUGUUGGGCUCUGAGUUUCAUUUCUUUUUCUCGGCCAUAAUGGAGAAGAAGGUGGUGUUGGCUGUAGUGUGUGCCGCCGCUGUGGCUGGGGCUGUCACGGCGGCCUUCGUUGUCAAGCGAAAAAUGAGGAAGGAUGGUAAGUGGGCCAGAGCAAUAGAAAUAGUGAAAGAGAUGGAGGAAAAAUGUGCCACCCCUAUUGGAAAGCUGAAGCAGGUUGCUGAUGCCAUGCUUGUGGAGAUGCAUGCUGGUCUUGCCUCGGAAGGUGGAAGCAAACUUAAGAUGCUCAUCAGCUAUGUCGAUAAUUUGCCUACUGGUGAUGAGAAUGGAUUGUUUUACGCAUUGGAUCUUGGCGGAACAAACUUCCGUGUAUUGCGGGUGAAACUUGGGGGCAAGGAUGGUCGUCUGGUUAAUCAAGAAUUUGCAGAGGUGCCUAUUCCUCCAAAUUUGAUGACUGGGACAUCAAAUGCACUGUUUGACUAUAUUGCAGCAGAACUAGCAAAAUUUGUUGCUCAAGAAGGUGAAGAGCUUCAAAGUCCGCCUGGUAAAAUGAGGGAAUUGGGUUUCACCUUCUCAUUUCCUGUUAUACAAACAUCCAUCGCUUCUGGGACUCUUGUUAGGUGGACAAAAGGCUUCUCUAUAGAUGACACUGUUGGCCAAGAUGUCGUGGUGCAAUUGACCAAAGCGAUGGAAAGACAGGGUGUUCAUAUGCACGUAUCAGCUCUGGUCAAUGAUACAGUUGGAACCCUAGCUGGAGGCAAAUACUUCAACAAGGAUGUUAUUGCUGCUGUGAUCUUAGGUACUGGGACAAAUGCUGCUUAUGUGGAAUGUGCACAAGCAAUACCAAAAUGGCAUGGUGCUUUACCUGAAUCUGGCGAGAUGGUUAUCAAUAUGGAGUGGGGUAACUUUAGGUCAUCACAUCUUCCUCUUACUGAUUAUGACCUUGCAUUGGAUGUUGAAAGUUUAAAUCCUGGUGAACAGAUCUUUGAGAAGAUAAUUUCUGGUAUGUACCUGGGAGAAAUUGUACGCAGAGUUCUUCUAAAUAUGGCUGAAGAAGCUGCUUUUUUCGGUGACAUUCUUCCCUCCAAACUUAAAAUUCCUUUCAUAUUAAGAACACCUGAUAUGUCAGCAAUGCAUCAUGAUACAUCUUCUGAUCUUGAAGUGGUGGGGAGUAAAUUGAAGGAUAUUUUAGAGAUAUAUAAUACCUCGUUGAAAACAAGAAAAGUAGUUGUUGAGCUCUGCAACAUUGUUGCCACCCGUGGAGCACGACUAGCAGCAGCUGGAAUUUUAGGCAUCCUGAAGAAAAUGGGGAAGGAUACAGUCAAAGAGGGGGAUAAACAGAGUACAGUGAUAGCCUUGGAUGGUGGAUUGUAUGAACACUAUAGUGAGUAUAGCAAAUGCAUGGAGAAUACUCUUAAUGAAUUGCUUGGAGAAGAAGUGUCCAAAACCAUUGAGAUUGUGCACUCCAAUGAUGGAUCUGGCAUCGGAGCUGCUCUCCUUGCUGCCUCGCAUUCACGUUAUCGUUAAGUUGAGCAUCUUGCCAUAGGAAAGAUUUCUUUGUUUUUUUUGGGCUUCAUUGCAACCCCUCCACAUUUUUUUCCCCUUUAAUCAUAUUGUCGUCGUGUUUCUUCAUUGAUCAUCAUUCUUCAACUUUGAUUUAGAAGAAUGGUACUGUGAAUACUUAAAUCACACCUUCCAGAACAUGUAGAGGUGGAUUCAAUAUAUUAAAGCAGGACCUGGAAGUGGCCAAUAUUUUUAUGCUUAGGCCUGCAAUUCUAAUGGACUGAUCCUGCUAGUGGUUGCCAGUUUCUCCUGGUGGUAAUAAUAAAUUGAAUUCUUUA